AUGGACGAAUGGAAGCGGACAUUAAUUCUGACAAACGCCGUGCUCUCCUUCUUCACCAACCUAAUCUUACUGUAUUUUAUCGCACGCCACUCACGACGGCACAUUAGUGGAUACAAGUUUCUACUCGCAAUUUUUGCUCUAUUCAAUAUUUGUUUUGCUGUGACGCAGGCUACAGUACUGCCUGACUACAUGCAAUUUUCCAUGCUCAACGAAUACGGGUUAGAUUCUGAAACGACACCAAUGUUGGGACCGAUAUACUUUGUAAUUCGACAAUCCGGACGGAACCCGACGCACGAAUUGGCUGUCCUGUCUGGGCUCUUUUUAUUGUAUUUCGCUACGGCUUGUUUCUCGACAAUCCUCUACUGUUCCCGAAAAAUCGACGCUGUCCUGUCGAAAAGUCGGAUGAGUGAGAGGGCCCGGCGACUUCAGAAGGAUCUUUUUAAAGCGCUGUUAAUACAGCUCAUCGUUCCUGGAAUCUCUAAAUUCUUGCCCGGGACUUGUAUGUUCACGUUUCCGCUUUUUGGCCUAAACACGGGAAAACUGGCCAAUUACGCGGCAGUGCUCGCUUCCUUUAAUACCGUACUGGAGCCGAUAUUUUUGCUGUAUUUCGUCAAGGACUACCGCUACGCGAUAUUACGAAUGGCUGGCAAACGCGAUAGUAGCGGAACGUACUACAUCUCGGAAACUGGGGAAAAAAUUGAGCGCAGCUUGACGUAUGCCCAGAAACCGAUCUCUCCGAGGACGGCGACAAUGUUG
This is a messenger RNA of Mesorhabditis spiculigera, 756 nucleotides long. The record is from the annotation of a GenBank genome assembly. Lineage: Eukaryota; Metazoa; Nematoda; Chromadorea; Rhabditida; Rhabditidae.